GCCGGGGCCGGGCGGCCAUCUUGUGGCGGGGCGGGCGGUGUCGGCGCGGCGGCCUCGCGCCCUCCCCGCGGGCGGAGCAGGCCCGGCGGGCUGCCCCGCCGCCAUGUCCUCCUUCUCGGAGUCGGCGCUGGAGAAGAAGCUGUCGGAGCUGAGCAACUCCCAGCAGAGCGUGCAGACGCUCUCGCUGUGGCUCAUCCACCACCGCAAGCACGCAGGGCCCAUCGUCUCCGUCUGGCACCGGGAGCUCCGCAAAGCAAAAUCGAGUAGGAAACUCACUUUCCUGUAUUUAGCAAACGAUGUCAUUCAGAACAGCAAGAGGAAAGGUCCUGAAUUUACUAGGGAAUUUGAAUCUGUUCUUGUGGAUGCUUUUUCUCAUGUUGCCAGAGAAGCAGAUGAGGGCUGCAAAAAGCCCUUGGAACGACUGCUCAACAUCUGGCAGGAGAGGAGUGUGUAUGGCAGUGAGUUCAUUCAGCAGCUGAAGCUUUCCAUGGAAGACUCCAGCAGCCCCCAGACGAAAGUUGCAGAGGAGAAGAAGUCUUUAAAGCGGACUUUUCAGCAAAUCCAAGAGGAGGAAGAUGAUGAUUACCCCGGGAGUUACUCGCCCCAAGACCCCAGUGCUGGGCCCCUGCUGACUGAGGAUCUGAUCAAAGCCCUCCAAGACCUGGAAAAUGCAGCAUCAGGAGAUGCAACCGUGCGGCAAAAAAUCGCCUCCCUGCCUCAGGAAGUUCAAGAUGUUUCAUUACUGGAGAAAAUUACAGACAAGGAGGCCGCCGAGCGCCUGUCGAAGACGGUGGACGAGGCGUGUCUGCUGCUGGCCGAGUACAACGGGCGGCUGGCGGCCGAGCUGGAGGACCGGCGGCAGCUGGCGCGCAUGCUGAUCGAGUACACCCAGAACCAGAAGGACGUGCUGACGGAGAAGGAGAAGAAGCUCGAAGAAUAUAAACAGAAGCUUGCUCGGGUAACCCAGGUCCGCAAGGAGCUGAAAUCCCACAUCCAGAGCCUUCCAGACCUGUCCCUGCUGCCCAAUGUCACGGGAGGUCUGGCUCCUCUGCCAUCUGCUGGUGACCUGUUCUCAACAGACUAGAACAAACGGUGUCCCCCAGUUUCCACUGUUACCAGCAGAAGUAAGAAGACUCUGGUGUUGACUGGAAACCCAGUCUUCCAAGCUCUACAAUAGGAAGGAACUUGCAGACCCUGCUUUCAACUCUUGGCUGCUGAUGCUCCCCCUCUCUGGGGUGCACUGGCUCACAGGGAGGGGAGGAGGAAGAGCGAGUGUUUGUGAGCUCUGAAGGGAGUGGGGAUAGUCUGUCUAGGCAAACUUUUCUCAUAUUUUUCCAUACUCUUUAGUUGCUGUUUGCUCUUAGCACUUGUUACCCCCACAAAAGGUAUGAGAAUCAUGUACAUAGCUACCUGGAAAGCUUUCAAAGAAAGGUUGAGCAUAUAUUGUUUUUCUCUGUAAAAGUAUUGUAUUAUUUCUGAGUAAGUCUUGUCUGGUUUAGUUUGGUUUCUGAACCUCAUCUCUGAGAGCAGCAAGUAGAGUGGGGAUGUGUGUGUGCAGGCACUGUGCCAUGCCAGGGAAAGGAGGAGGCAUCUUCUGAGCAAUGGUACAGGGAAGUAUUUUCUGGAAUCUGCAGUUCCUCACACUGGUGGGGCUGACGUGAAGAUGGUUCCUAUUGAAACAUAAAUUGAAAGUCACCACAAGCAAUAAAAAUAAGCAGCUUUUCUUUGUGAAUUAGAGAGAGCUUCAUAAUUUACACUCUGCUGAGCAAUGCAGAACUGGCUUUUGCUUACAUGAGAGUGGAAGUAAAUUUUGUUCUAUCUACCUUAGAUUUAUACCACAUUUUUCCUCUUCAUUGUACAGAAUUAGAUGGUCACAGGAGCUUUGGUUUAAAAGACUGAGAGGUUGGGAUGGGUUUGGCAGCUGGUGAGAUCCCAAGGACAGGCACUGUCUGAUCUGCUCUGAGGAUGGUUACAUUGAAAAUACUAUUCUAUAAAUUCUCUCCGUAGCUUUAGUGAAGGUGUUUGAUGAACAGAAGUUAAAUGUGGUAUAAAAGCUUAUUUAUAUAGAAAAUAGACCCUUAUAUAUGCACAUGUUCUGUAUGCACAUGUACCAUGUCCAUGCAUGUAGAUAUGAGAAGGAUGUACUUAAUUUUGUGUCACGGAUUAUUGUGAGUUGAUUUUUAUAAUCAGGAAAAGUGAGGAAAAAGAAAAGAAAGCAAAUUUAAAAUGCUCAUAAUUCCAUUCAGUUGCUGGCUAACGUUUUAGCUGCUAUGGAUGUAGUUACAUUUCAGUUUGUGUGUUAGGUCUAACAAGCUGGACUCUGAUCACUGAAAACCAUUCCAAUUUGGAUAACAAUUCUCUUUAAAUUUAGCACCUCUCACUAUAAAACAUUUUAAGUUUCUGGAAACACUUGAUCUGGCAGUACAGGUUUUGUAACAGAGGCUGCAAUUAGAUGUGCUGCGUUUGUGCCUCCCUCUAGUCUUAAGCUGCUGUUGUCAAAGACGUGAGAGGAAACCUACAGAAAUGCAAAGCUUGUUCUGCAGCCUCAUUAAUUUAUUUUACAGGGUAUUCAGUAGCCUAUUCAGUUAAAACAAGUCAUACAGCAUUUUUUGGUCAUUAUGUUGUUAAGAAGCUCACAUCCCUUUCUUACUGACACUUCCUUUUGUCCUUUUUUUAAAGCUCCUUGCACCCUUCCUGCCCAGCCAAGAAAUGUGUUUUUCUCUUUAGUUCACAGGAGAUUUUCCAGUGGCAGAACUAUUCUUUCCAUUAAUUGGUUUGGUUGUGCAGCCUUUAAUGGUCCAAGCAUUAUUCAGAUAAAGCACUGUACAUUCUCUUUGCUUUUGCCAAAAAUGAAAAACAAAACCCCACCAAACCUUGAAGACCCAAACCAAAAGACUCCUUUCUGUCUUGUCUCAGCUCAUGGAGUUACCCUGGGGCUGUUUUAACCAAGAAUUACUUUGACCAUUGAUUGAAUGUGUAGCCAUUGUAGGACAAAAAAGCUGUCAUAAAAAAUGUAGACUAAAUGUGUGGACAUCUCACGCUGUUUGUUGGGCAGAUCUUCUGUGAGAGAGUUGUAUGUCCUCUUUUUUUUUUUUUUUAAUUGAAAUGUUUUGGGUUGUUUGUUUUUGGUUUUUGUUUGUUUGGUUUUUUUUCCAAAUAUAUGUGUGUGUUUUAUUUUGCUUAAUUUAAAUGAAGUCUUGUGGUUUUUAAUUUUAUUUGGUUUACUUUUUGGGCAAAGGGCAUCUGAUGAACUGGGUGACAUUCUCUCAAGGUUAAGCAGAUUUCCCCAAGGUGUGUCUUUUUUUAACAAAAGCUUAAAAACUGUAUAUGAAUUGAUUUAGGAAUUAAUUUAGACAUAUAGGCUGUCAUUUGUGACAGCAGUAUAUUCUGAAAUGUCUCAUAGAUAUCUAUUUUUGAAUAAAGAGGGUGUCAUUGAA
Apus apus (common swift) is the source of this 3437-nucleotide messenger RNA. It is a transcript of the gene RPRD1B, whose product is annotated as regulation of nuclear pre-mRNA domain containing 1B. The transcript has 7 exons. Gene Ontology annotation, cellular component: RNA polymerase II, holoenzyme. The record is from RefSeq and is a predicted model, not a curated record. Gene Ontology annotation, molecular function: RNA polymerase II C-terminal domain binding. NCBI's taxonomy places the organism in Eukaryota, Metazoa, Chordata, Aves, Apodiformes, Apodidae. The coding region runs from base 104 to 1084 and encodes 326 amino acids. Gene Ontology annotation, biological process: mRNA 3'-end processing.